This is a messenger RNA of Asparagus officinalis (garden asparagus), 1420 nucleotides long. Its product is annotated as transcription factor bHLH30-like. Gene Ontology annotation, biological process: regulation of DNA-templated transcription. The coding region runs from base 102 to 1067 and encodes 321 amino acids. The record is from RefSeq and is a predicted model, not a curated record. The transcript has 2 exons. Gene Ontology annotation, molecular function: DNA-binding transcription factor activity; protein dimerization activity. NCBI's taxonomy places the organism in Eukaryota, Viridiplantae, Streptophyta, Magnoliopsida, Asparagales, Asparagaceae.
UUGAACUCAUAGAAUGCCAUGAGAUAGAGCUACAAAAGUAUAUAUAACCCUACCUCUAUCACCAGCAAAACAACAACAACAACACGCCAAAAUCCAAGAAAAUGAACACUGCUGCAGAUGGAGAGAGCUCCUCGUACAACACUUCAACCCUCAACAUGCUUGAAUUCCAAGCCUACAACCAGCAACAAGAAGAUCACGACCAACAAUAUUCAAUGAUCUCUUCAUGGCCAAUUCCUCCACCUAUUCAUUCAUUCAACCAACAAUUCCAAGGCUUUUAUAUCCCUCCUCCUCAUCCUCCUCCUCCUCCAAUUUAUGGAGAUUUGUACACAAGAUCAAGGGCUUCCACUGCUCUACAGUUUGCUUAUGAUGGAGGUGGUUGUAAUAUUAUUGAUCCUCUAGGGCUUGCAGGGCUUUAUAACUAUAUUGGAUCCGAUGGUCGAGGAGUUCAGUCCUCAUCGACAUUGAGUGCGCAGGAGAUCAUGGAUGCUAAGGCGUUGGCUGCAUCAAAGAGCCAUAGUGAGGCUGAGCGCAAGCGGAGGGAGCGGAUUAAUGCUCAUCAUGCUAAGUUGCGCAGCUUGUUGCCUAGUGCUACCAAAACAGACAAAGCCACAUUGCUAGCAGAAGUGAUCCAACACGUCAAAGAACUAAAACGUCAAACAUCCGAAAUCGCAGAAGAAUGCAGCCUGUUACCAACCGAAUCAGACGAGCUCACCGUCGACGCAGCCAGUGACGAUGAAGGAAAAUUCAUAGUAAAAGCGACGUUAUGCUGUGACGAUCGGUCGGACCUCAUCCCUGAUCUCAUCAAGGCUCUAAAAGCACUACGUCUGAGGACGCUCAAGGCUGAAAUCAUGACGGUUGGGGGACGAUUCAAGAAUCUGUUGGUCAUCACUGGGGAUGAGGAUUUUGACGAGAGUCAGCAGCAGCAGCAGUUGAUCGUGGCGAUUCAAGAUGCUCUGAAGGCGGUCAUGGAACGAGCAACGGUGAGCGAUGAGGCUUCGGCGGUCAGUGGCAUUAAGAGGCAGAGGACCAACAAUCUUGCCACUAUACCUGAGCACAACUCGGUUUGAAAAACAUGGAUACGAGAUGACAGUUCAUUUUUAAACGAGACACUUGAGGAUGAAUUGUUGAGAUUCAUAUUCAUAAUCCUGGUUAUUUUUAUCUCUUAACAAACUUAUUUUGUUAAAUGAACUCAUCUCAGCUCGUAUCCAUAAUUUCCUAUAUACAACAGUCUUGUACAUAGUUCUUUGUUUUUUUUAUUUGGAUUGGGCUUUUGGAAAUUUUUUGUUUUUAAUGAUGUUUGCUUGAGAGAGGGGUAUAGGAUCUUUUUCGUGAAGAGAGCAAGAGAGAGAGUUACAAAUUUGGAUCCAUUGUGUACUAUGAAGAGAAUUGGGAGUUAAUGUUGAAGUUUCCCUUUUAGUUU